GGGCGGAGCAAUCGCGUCCCCGCUUCUCCACUGCCGCCGUGUCCGCCCCGUCGCGCCCCGCCAUGGCCGCCCGUUACCUCCGUGCUGCCCCGGUGCUGAGCCGCUUGGUCCGCUGCCCCCUCCCCGCCGCUUCCGUGGGGCAGCGCCGGCACUAUGCCGACAAGCGGAUCAAGGUGGCCAACCCAGUGGUGGAGAUGGACGGGGACGAGAUGACGCGGAUCAUCUGGGCCUUCAUCAAGGACAAGCUCAUCCUGCCCAACGUGGACGUCCAGCUGAAGUAUUUUGACCUGGGGCUGCCGCACCGGGACAAGACAGAUGAUCAGGUCACCAUCGACUCGGCGCUGGCCACCAAGAAGUACAGCGUGGCUGUCAAGUGUGCCACCAUCACGCCGGAUGAGGCCCGGGUGGAAGAGUUCAAGCUGAAGAAGAUGUGGAAGAGCCCCAACGGCACCAUCCGGAACAUCCUGGGGGGGACGGUGUUCCGGGAGCCCAUCGUCUGCAAGAACAUCCCGCGCCUGGUGCCCGGCUGGACCAAGCCCAUCACCAUCGGCCGGCAUGCCCACGGUGACCAGUACAAAGCCACCGACUUCGUGGUGGACAAGUCCGGGACGUUCAAGAUGAUCUUCACGCCGAAGGACGGCAGCGGGGCGAAGGAGUGGGAGGUGUUCAACUUCCCCGGCGGCGGCGUGGGCAUGGGCAUGUACAACACGGACGAGUCCAUCUCGGGCUUCGCCCACAGCUGCUUCCAGUACGCCAUCCAGAAGAAGUGGCCUCUCUACCUGAGCACCAAGAACACCAUCCUCAAGGCCUACGACGGCCGCUUCAAAGACAUCUUCCAGGAGAUCUUCGACAAGCACUACAAGACUGAGUUCGACAAGCUGAAGAUCUGGUACGAGCACCGGCUCAUUGAUGACAUGGUGGCCCAGGUCCUCAAGUCCUCCGGGGGCUUCGUCUGGGCAUGCAAGAACUACGAUGGGGACGUCCAGUCGGACAUCCUGGCCCAAGGCUUUGGGUCCCUGGGGCUCAUGACCUCGGUGCUGGUGUGUCCGGAUGGGAAGACCAUCGAGGCCGAGGCGGCCCACGGCACCGUCACCCGGCACUACCGGGAGCACCAGAAGGGACGACCCACCAGCACGAACCCCAUCGCCAGCAUCUUCGCCUGGACGCGCGGCCUGGAGCACAGGGGGAAGCUGGACGGUAACCCUGAGCUGAUCAAGUUCGCCCAGACACUGGAGAGGGUCUGCGUGGAGACAGUGGAGAGUGGGACGAUGACAAAGGACCUCGCCGGUUGCAUCCACGGCCUGGCCAAUGUGAAGCUGAACGAGCACUUUGUGAACACCACCGACUUCCUGGACACCAUCAAGAACAACCUGGACAAGGCCCUGGGCAAGAAGUAGGGACCGGGGGCACCCGGCCCCGCUGCUGCGGCGUGGAUGGAGCCGGCGCCUCCAGCCUGGCCCCGCAGCUCAGGGACAGCUCAACCCUUUUUGUAAGCAGUUUUCUUACAAGUGUCCAUAAAGCUUUUCUAGCAGGGAUGUGUAGGACCAGGGGGGCCCGCGCUGACUCGUGUACCCCCCCGUGCCAGCAGCCAUUAAACACCUCACCCC
Messenger RNA from Pezoporus flaviventris, 1607 nucleotides. RefSeq names its product isocitrate dehydrogenase (NADP(+)) 2 (gene IDH2). The record is from RefSeq and is a predicted model, not a curated record. Gene Ontology annotation, molecular function: magnesium ion binding; NAD binding; isocitrate dehydrogenase (NADP+) activity. The transcript is spliced from 11 exons. Gene Ontology annotation, cellular component: mitochondrion. Gene Ontology annotation, biological process: isocitrate metabolic process. Bases 63 to 1397 code for a protein of 444 amino acids. Lineage: Eukaryota; Metazoa; Chordata; Aves; Psittaciformes; Psittacidae.